AUGUUCAGUCGAUUGGCUCCCGGUCGGUCGUCUCGUACCUUCCGGUACAUGAUCAACCAAGAGUACCGCGCCAGCGGCUUGACCGGCAAGUACCAAAUGGACAAAUUCAAGGUCAACUCCUUCGAGCGAAUCGACCCCACCUUCGACGCCGUCUACAAUCCUCAGUCGAAGAAGAACAACAUGAAUCUCUUCGACACACCCAACACUUUCAAACUGAGAAAUGCCCAGUCGGAGCGAAAGACGCACGAUCCAGUCGGAUACAAGAAACUCGAAACUAUGCAGCUUAACUUCGGCCCUCAGCAUCCAGCUGCUCACGGAGUGUUGCGAUUGAUCCUCGAGCUCCACGGCGAAAACGUCAUGCGAUGCGACCCUCAUAUCGGCCUCCUCCACCGAGGAACUGAGAAGCUCAUCGAAUACAAAACCUACAACCAGGCGCUUCCCUACUUCGACCGACUUGACUACUGCUCGAUGAUGGUCAACGAACAGUGCUUCUCCCUCGCUGUCGAGAAAUUGUGCAAUAUCGAGGUUCCCCUCCGAGCCAAAUACAUCCGAACGAUGUUCGCCGAAAUCACUCGAAUCUUGAACCACACCGUUUUCGUCGGCUGUGGUGCUCUCGAUCUCGGCGCCAUGACUCCUUUCUUCUGGCUCUUCGAAGAAAGAGAGAAGCUUUACGAAUUCUAUGAGCGAGUCUGUGGAGCUCGAAUGCACGCUGCUUAUGUCCGACCAGGUGGUGUCAACUUGGAUCUGCCAAUCGGUCUUUGCGACGAUAUCUACGACUGGGCCAAACGAUACUCUUCUCGACUCGAUGAAGUCGAAGAAAUGCUGACAGAAAACCGAGUCUGGAGAGCGCGAAACGUCGACGUCGGCAUUGUAUCCUACGAUUCUGCCCAGGAGUGGGGCUUCUCUGGCUGCAUGCUUCGUGGAUCUGGAAUCAAGUGGGAUAUCCGAAAGGUCGCUCCUUAUGAUGCUUACGAUUUGGUGGAGUUUGACGUGCCAAUUGGAACUAGAGGCGAUUGCUUUGACAGAUAUCUUUGCCGAAUGGAAGAGAUGAGAGAGUCUAUCCGAAUCAUUCACCAGUGCUUGAAUCAAAUGCCAGAAGGCGACAUCAAAGCUGACGACAGAAAGUUCACUCCACCAAACCGACUCUCGAUGAAGAACGAUAUGGAAGCAGUCAUUCAUCACUUCAAAUUCUGGACUGAAGGUUACCAAGUGCCUCCCGGAGCUACUUACACUGCUGUUGAAGCGCCCAAGGGUGAAUUUGGCGUGUACCUUGUCUCUGACGGAACUUCUCGACCUUACAGAUGCAAAAUCAAGGCUCCCGGCUUCGCUCACUUGGGUGCUAUCGAUCACGUGGCCACUGGAAACAACUUACCCGAUAUUUGCGGCAUUGUCGGAACUAUGGACUUGGUGUUUGGAGAAAUUGAUCGUUAA
Messenger RNA from Oikopleura dioica, 1431 nucleotides. The record is from the annotation of a GenBank genome assembly. NCBI's taxonomy places the organism in Eukaryota, Metazoa, Chordata, Appendicularia, Copelata, Oikopleuridae.